AUGUCCGAGAUUACCCACCCCACCAUCAAGGAUGGAUGGUUCCGCGAGAUCUCUGAUAUGUGGCCUGGCCAGGCCAUGACUUUGAAGGUCAAGAACGUCAUCCACCACGAGAAGAGCAAGUACCAAGAUGUGCUCAUCUUCGAGUCCACCGACCACGGAACGGUGCUGGUGUUGGACAAUGUUAUCCAAUGCACCGAGCGUGAUGAGUUCUCCUACCAAGAGAUGAUCACCCACCUUGCCAUGAACUCCCACCCAAAUCCCAAGAAGGUCCUGGUUAUCGGCGGUGGUGACGGUGGUGUUCUCCGCGAGGUCAUUAAGCACGAUUGUGUUGAGGAGGCUAUCCUGUGUGAUAUCGACGAGGCUGUCAUCCGUCUGUCCAAGAAGUACCUCCCUGGCAUGGCCAUCAGCUACCAACACCCCAAGGUCAAGGUCCACGUUGGAGAUGGAUUCAAGUUCUUGGAUGACUACAAGAAUGAGUUCGAUGUCAUCAUCACCGACUCUUCUGACCCAGAGGGACCAGCUGAGAGCUUGUUCCAGAAGCCAUAUUUUGAGCUGCUCUUCGGUGCUCUCAAGGAAGGAGGUGUCAUUACCACACAAGGUUCUGAGAACCAAUGGCUCCACCUUCCCAUGAUCACCAAGCUUAAGAAAGACUGCAAGGAGGUCUUCCCCAACGUUGAGUACGCUUACACCACCAUCCCCACCUACCCAUCUGGCCAGAUCGGCUUCAUGGUCUGCUGCAAGGAUGCCGACCGUGACCUCAAGACCCCAGUUCGCACCUGGUCCGCCGAGGAGGAGGAAAAGCUCUGCAGAUACUACAGCGCCGAUAUCCACAAGGCCAGCUUCGUUCUCCCAAACUUCGCACGCAUCGCUUUGAGAUAA
Drepanopeziza brunnea f. sp. 'multigermtubi' MB_m1 is the source of this 879-nucleotide messenger RNA. Lineage: Eukaryota; Fungi; Ascomycota; Leotiomycetes; Helotiales; Drepanopezizaceae. The record is from RefSeq and is a predicted model, not a curated record.